AUGUCUCAAAUACCACAGCAGGGUUUUGUGCCUGAAAAGGUUCAGGAAUUUAAUCGUAGAACAUCCCAAGACGUUACCGAGUCGUCAAAAAGGAAUCCCCAAGACGGUUCAAAGAAGGAACCCAAUCAGAACGAUACGGAUAAACCGAACGAUAAACCCAAACCUGAUGACAAAUUCAAAGCUGAAACAAGCAGCCCAGCUCGUCAAAGCCAAGAUAGCAAGAACCCUUUUUCACCGCAUUUUUAUAGAAGCAGCAGACCACAUGGACAUUUCGAAAUGGGUCCAAGAGGACUAGACUAUUCUCCCCAUCGUGUUGGACUGGAAUUUUCCAAUCGUCUCCGAGAUUAUGGACCUCAGAGGUCGACUUCGAUUCAUGGUCAUGAGCUAACCGAUGGACCUAUCCCGAUGAAGCCAGAAUAUCUGGGGCAUAGAAGCCAUUAUGGAAGUCAGAUUGUUCCGGGUGGUAUUAACCACCCAGACGUGGUCUUUCGUCAGGAUUACUAUGGGCAGGUUGGUUUUUCUCCACCACGAGCUUCAAGAUUUUCAUCCCAAGAGUAUUUAAACGCUCCAGCGCAGUAUGGGAGAUGGCCAGACUACAGAGCAGAAUAUAGACAACGUCGAAGAUCUCAGCAAGAUCUCCAUUCUAUUGGACAUAGCCCAGAAUCAGGUAUUUUUCUAUUAUUUUAG
Molecule: messenger RNA, 687 nt
Organism: Melitaea cinxia (Glanville fritillary)
Lineage: Eukaryota; Metazoa; Arthropoda; Insecta; Lepidoptera; Nymphalidae
Exons: 1
Coding region: 1-687 (228 amino acids)
Source: RefSeq, a predicted model, not a curated record